GACAAUAGGCAUUUAACAAUAGGCAUUUUGACAAUAGAAGACUCCAAGAAAGGUUAUCUGAAGGUGGGCCAUGGACCGCAGAAGUUAAUGCAGAUGAAUGAACACAUGAUGGCCUUCUUCUGUCUCUUCCUGACCUCAAUCAAUCUACAAUGACAAUUCAUGCGGGUUUACACUGAGAAUAUAUGCGGCCAAGAGCCAUUAUGGAAACCGAGAUCCGUCAAUGUCCCUUCUUUUGGACCCCAGAAUAUGCACUCCUCCCCUUUCGUCUAAUCUUCCUAGCAACCCCCGAGGCAGCAGACGAUGGCCCAUCGCAGGCCACGACGAUCCCGGACGAAGCCUAUGAAGAGACAUAUGUGCUCUUCGCGCAAUUAGUAGCCCCUCUACCAUUUCCGAGGAGAUCUUCAAGAUUUGAAAGUCAAGUUGUUGCUCUGCGUGAAGAUGUCCACAAAAGAGGUCGUUUAAUGGGAUUGAUGUGUCGGCGAGAGAUACAGCAAUUCUUCGUUGAGCUGAGACCCAUCACUUCGGCCACCGAAUACGAUACUGAAAACAAUAUUCCGAUGAGGGAGUUACCGGCGGGGUUGGGGUACAGAGAAAUAGCAUCGAGAAAGCCGGUAGAGGGUGACUGUGUAAUCAGCCUCUCUCCACUGAAGCAUUCGACAAAUUCACUGUGGCCUCAUUUCACGAUCGGAGAUAGUAUUCACUAUACUGGUGACUCCGGCAAAAAAAGAUUGGUUUGGUGUCGGGCACGUUGUGGAGUCAAUUACCACGCCGACUGCUUUAACAAAUGGAGUAAGAAUUUCAAGAGCCACCAGCAAGUUACAUGUCCUUCAUGUCGGAGAAGCUGGGAAAAGUGAAUGAAUGCUCCUCUCGGGCUAUCCCUUUGAGCUGAAAGUUCUUCCGUGACGGGAUCAUGGCUUCACACCUCUAUU
Aspergillus versicolor CBS 583.65 is the source of this 929-nucleotide messenger RNA. RefSeq lists its product as uncharacterized. The transcript has a single exon. The record is from RefSeq and is a predicted model, not a curated record. The coding region runs from base 183 to 854 and encodes 223 amino acids. Lineage: Eukaryota; Fungi; Ascomycota; Eurotiomycetes; Eurotiales; Aspergillaceae. Gene Ontology annotation, molecular function: ubiquitin protein ligase activity.